AAUUAACCACGGUUAACACUUGGUUGAGUUGUGCGUGUACUCGCGGGUUCUAAUAUUUCUUCUGUUCGAAGGUGCGGUGACAAACCCAUGAUUGAUAUCCUCCAUACUCGGUGCCGAGACGGCGGAGAGUGCAGCGAGACAUCACUGUACCAGGUCUGCCUCUAUAGUUUAAUACCACUGCAGCUUCGGCCCCCCUCACAAAAUAAUGAUGGUACCACGAGAACAAUGCCUUACGGUGAGAAGGAGGAGUCUGUUGUGAAGGGAUGAAUAAAUGCCUUCAGGACGGGGUUAUCGAGUAGACAAGAAAAUAAUUACCUGGUUUUUCUCAACAUCCGACGAGUGAUAGGAUUUCUGGACAAGAACAGAAACAUGGGACAGCAGCAAGAGCUUGUGGAAUUGCUUUGGAGAAAUGGUCACGUUGUCCAGCAGGCCCAAAAUCACAAGAAACAGUUGGGUGGUUGUAAAGAAUCGCAGUAUAAUAUGAGAACAGAGGAGAAGAACGAGCGUGCAAGCCUGGAGAAGAAUGAAAUUGGAUGGACCCACCAAAGUUUCAAUCCGGGGGGUGAAACUGCACCGUGGCUACGUUCCUUUCCUGAUGAUCCGUUUGAUGAACUGUGCUCAAAUUUUUUUGACGAGAUACCAAGUGUUGUUGCAGCUGAGCCUGCGAGGACAAGAAACGAAGCCCCAGGAAGGGAGAAAACAGUAAAACAAUGUAUUUCUGACGCUGUAACCAAGGUUCAAGAUUGCAAAGCUGGUAACUUGCCCAAGAACAUGGAUGAAUCAAAGUUCGUUUUUUCAUCAUUAUCCCAUUCAAGUUAUGAGGGCAACUCUUCUGGAAACCAUGUUGCACCUGUGAUGCUGCCCCCUAAAGGACAUCUAACUGUUGACACAAAGCCAUCAACAUUGCAUCAGGAUGCUGCAAAGCUUGUGAAUUUCUCACAUUUUUCUCUGUCCGCAUUGAUUUCUAUGGCUAAUACCGACCCAACUUGUGAAGCUCUUGGAUACAAGCCGAAGAAUCCAGUUGCGAAGUCUAUAGGCGACCCAUUAGUCACUGCAAAUGGAUCAAACAAUUAUGCGAUAGAUCAGAAUCAAAUGCAGUUGGAUCCACCUUUCCUCUCUACUCAAUCUGCUGAUAAUGUUUUAUCUUUGGAAAAUGACGUUCCAAGAGGGCUAUUAACCACUGGUGACAAAGGACAACAACUUGCAGGCGAUGUGCUUGAAGGAACCUCAUCUUCAGGUGCAUCUGGCUGCAGUACUGGGAAGUUUGGCGAGCAAACUACUGGCAAGAAUAGCCAGAAAAGAAAGGCCAGGGAUGUCGAAGAGUCUGACUGCCGUAGUGAGGGUAUCGGAUACGAAUCUGUUGAAGCUAAGCGACCAUUUUCAAAAUCUGCUUCAUCUCGCAGAAGUCGAGCUGCUGAAGUCCAUAAUCUGUCAGAGAGGAGACGUCGAGAUCGAAUCAAUGAGAAGAUGAAAGCAUUGCAAGAGCUUAUACCCCAUUGUAACAAGUCAGACAAGGCUUCAAUGUUGGAUGAGGCGAUUGAGUACUUAAAAUCUCUUCAGUUGCAAGUGCAGAUAAUGUGGAUGGGUGGAGGAAUGACACCAUAUAUAUUUCCUGGUAUUCAACACUAUUUGUCACCAUUGGCUGUGGCUCAUGCAUCUCGGCCUUCCUUACAUGGUUCCAUGCCGUUGCCAGAGAUCCCACUGGUGGACCAAUCUAGAACCACUGUCGCUGGUUCAGAUCAGUUAACACAAAGGUCACCCAUCCAAUCUUCUGAUAUGAACAUCCAGGAAUAUUACGCCCGCCAACUUAGUAUUCAGCAAAUGCACAUAGCAUCACAGAUGAUGCCGCAGAAUCAGAGAACCCUUGAAACUCUGGGCAGUAGCAGUGUCAUUCGUGAUUCUGGGACCCGAUGUGAAAAUUUCCAGUUUUGCAAAUCUGAUUAAAAAGAUUCUUCGGCUUGCAAGCGUUCAGAUAUUUGUAUUUCAUGUUUAAUGAAUGCACUUCAGCCACCGGCGAACCUGCAGCAGAUAACAGCUAAUGAUUGCUGCCAGCUCAACUAAUAUGGUCCCCAGAGAAACAAUGAGUUGGUAAUUUGUACGUCAGCUGAAACCUUCAAUUAAAUCCUUUUGGAAUAUAGUUGGAGCUGUAAACGUGGUUGUAUUUAUACUAGUCUCUGACAUACCAUAUGUUGCAUUGAAUGUUGAGCCAGUCACAUGCCUGCACUUGCAACUGAAGAGAUUUUAAGUACUCAAUCGCCUCAUCCAACAUUGAAGCCUUGUCUGACUGAAUAAUAAGAAACGGACUAAGUAAAUGUAGCUGUACUGGUUCAUGAAAUAAUAAAUGAUGUAAUAUUGCCUUUCA
Nymphaea colorata (pocket water lily) is the source of this 2362-nucleotide messenger RNA. RefSeq names its product transcription factor PIF3-like. Lineage: Eukaryota; Viridiplantae; Streptophyta; Magnoliopsida; Nymphaeales; Nymphaeaceae. The record is from RefSeq and is a predicted model, not a curated record. The transcript is spliced from 9 exons. Bases 370 to 1944 code for a protein of 524 amino acids. Gene Ontology annotation, biological process: regulation of DNA-templated transcription. Gene Ontology annotation, molecular function: protein dimerization activity; DNA-binding transcription factor activity.